GUGCAGGUUCUCUGCUGUUCCCUUGUGUUUUUUUGGUGGUGAGAGAGGUUGGGGUCGGCCUGAUCCAACACACCCACCCACCCCACUCACGAAACAAAAACCACUACAGCCAAUCACAAAUGAACAACCAUACUCCAAUGCUUUCCUUUGGCCGGAAUGUGUCCUUGAACUCUUCUGAUGCCUCCAUCCUGCUUGGAUGGAGGAGAGGAAGAUAUGUGCAUGGUGGGAUGAGAAGGUGCAUAGAAACCUUGGACUUCUCCGUGACUGGAAUAGAGUCUAGUGUACAAAUGCAAGACACAGAUUUCUUUACCAGUGAUAUGGUUGUCUUCCUGAAAGGUAGGAAACAAAGUCUAGCCUCCCAAAUUGCCUUGUUUUGUAAUUUUUUAUUUUGUGGUGGUUUUUUUUUAACCUUUCUGUGUUGCUUUGAGGGUUUAGUUUAGCUGAAAAGCAGCAAACAGAUGGAUAGAAAUGUAAUGCAAUAUAAAGAAUAUGUUUGAUUAUUGAGUUAACAAUUAUAUUAAAUAACAUAAUUCAAUUCAGUUCACAUUUAAAGGCAACCCCACCAAGUCCACACUUUCCAGAACACUACACAACUUGAAGCACAGCCGCCCUUUUAAAAUGCAUAUUCUGGGAUGUGCAUAGAAAUAUGUUAAGGAAAAUAAGAUGCUGAAUGCAUUAUAUUACAUUAGACAAAACUGCUUUGCAAAAAUGUGUAAAUUAGGCAAGCUUGCAUGCAGAAACUUGUACGUUAGAAGAAAUUCACUGAUGAGGUUUCAUGAGGACUUUAAAAAUAAAUCAAAAACUGAUAUAGAAAUGGGAAGAGCUGAAUCCACUGGAAAAAUGAGAAACUGAGAGAAACCAAAAUUGACAGAUUGGGCCAUCCCUACAUUUGAAAUGUACAGAGUUUCAAUACUGGAACAUAGCUAGUUUCAAAAUAUGGGUUAACAGUGAUAGGAAAACAGGAAGGAGAAAGGACAUUUGCAUUGUUUUCAGUCAGAUGGGACUCAAGGUGACAGGAGCUGGUCUCUCCUUGAACAUACUGAAGGGUAUGUGUUUGUUUGUUUCCUGAACUUUAUACACCACUUUUUCUUUUAAAAAAAUACCCUCAAGUUUAUAAAAGCUAGAACAAUAAAACCAGGAAAUUUUUACAACCUUACUCUAAAACGUACAAACAUUAAAAAUGCUAAACUAGAUUGAAAUUACCUCAACUUUCCAAGUAUCUGGGUAGGCUUGUCUAAACAGGAACGUUUUUCGCAGGGGCUGACAAGGGCAUGUGUUUGAAUAUUGUUCCGCCCACAGGUAAAAUGGAGGGUGGAAGGAUCAGUCUUGAACCUGCAAUUGAAGAAGCUUCUGUGUUAGUCGAUCGGUCGCAUUAAUCUGAUCUUGCAAGCUGGCAAUCUAAAGAUGUUUGUUUCCUUGCUGGGGAACAGCAAGGAGGGAAAGGGUUUGAAUUGUAGCUGGAUCUGCAACACAGGUGUUGAACUUUUCAGCACAUUCAAAGCCGAGGCCAUUGCUCUGUGUUGUGGGAUUUUAAGGGGAAAUGAUGCCCCUGGGUAAAGAUGGUGGUGACUUCAGAGGUUCCUGGGGCAUCGCUGGCACUGACCCUCGCAGUGCCUGCUGCUUCGUGAGCUCAUUUUGCCUGAUUGCUUCAGUCUCUCUGCAGUUUAUGGCGGUUGGUCUUUGCACAACUUUCUGUAAUGAGAUCGGAUGUGGCGUUUGUGUUUCUGUGUGGGAGAAGAAGUUAACACACUGCCUGGCUAAAAAAUUGCUCCCCUGGUUAGAAAUUACCUAAAAUUGCCAAGUUAGCUGUGGUGCAAUGCAGCAGGACAAAGUUUUGUUUAAACUCCCAUUAGUUACCCAUUUCAGUCUGAUAAAGUUGUUAACUUUGUGCCGUAAAGUUUGGGGAAUUCCGGGCACUUUUACUUUCACUUGGUGCCAGUCCCUUGGCACAGGCAGGCAUGGAGAACAUUUAAUUGCCAUGUUUCGGAAGCUUCAAAGAGAAAAAAGAUGAAAGAGGCAAGAAUCAGCUCUCCUUCCCUCGUUUCCUUCUCGUUUCCGUGGUUUUGCUCUUUAAUGUCUGCAGAUUUCUGACUCUCUUCCUUUUCAUCCCCAGGAAGUUUCAGCUGACAGAACAUCUCUCUGCAAAUGGCAAACAUUACUCCCUGACACAGAUAAUAUGAAGACCACAAUGUAACAUUCCUACUGAGCCCGGACACUCCAGCUUUUGCAGAAUGACAACGCCUCCAGUCUGGAUGGAUGAUGCAGACGUCCAGAAGGCCAUCAGGAAUGCUUGGCCGCAGCUGGUGCACUUCCUCAGUCAGCAUCCAGAGUGGGUCCUGGGAAAAGCCAAGCAGCUUCUCCCAGGGGUGGCCUUGAAUGAGAUUGAGGGGACAGCCAGUUCCCACGAGAAGGUCUCACUGGUCCUGGACAUGUUUCUGAAGGCUGCAGAUCUCAAUGCUCCCGUCUUCAAAGCCUUCGUACAGAGUGUCUGCAUGGAAUGCAACCUCCCCAUGGAUCUGGAAAUAGUCUUCAUGAGUGUGUCAGGAGAAGGUCAUGUGACACAAGGACAAGAGGAUUUGAAAGGAGCUUCAGCUUGGUUCCCGUCGACACCAACAAGACUUGAACGACGCCGUCCAUGCAGCAGCCCUGCCAACAACAACAAUGGGAAACAGUCCAAACAGCAGCGGCUAGAUUCUGCUGAAAGAUAUAGGCAACUCAUUACCACCUCGAUGCUUCAGAGAUACGGAAUGAGCAGAUCAGCAGAAGCAACGGAACCCAAAGCUCAGCCGUCGCCUUUCAGCCAAACCUUCGUCAACCUGGUGAUUCGUCAGAGCAAAGGUGGUCGGAUGAGGGAAAGGGGGGAGAAAGCAAAGGAGGCUCCGAUAGCUCCGCAUGAUACAGAGGAGCACAGGAACACCACCCUGAGACUGUCUGAGCUUUUUGAAAGUGUCCACAUGGGGACCACCAAGGUUGUCCUUCUUCUGGGAAAACCAGGGAUGGGAAAGACAAGGCUCAUGCACAAGAUCUGUCAACAGUGGGCAGAGGGAGACCUUCCACAAUUCCAACUGAUCUUCUUCUUUGAGUUCCGACAGCUGAACCUGAUCCAAAGGAAACUCUCUCUCCAAGAACUUCUCUUCGACUUCUUUCUCAGGCCAGAAGAUUGUCCUGAUGCUGUGUUUCAGCACAUCCUAGAAGACACCCAGCACACACUGGUGAUAUUUGAUGGGCUGGACAAGUUUGUUGAGAAUGUCCAGCUCCCAGGUCCUCCUCACACUUGCUUCCCAGAUCCUCUCAACCCUCUCUCUGUAUCAGACCUUUUUGCAAGCCUUUGCCUUGGGAAAUUCUUGCCAGGCUCGACUGUGCUGGUCACGACCCGUCCAAAGAUAGUCCCAGGUGCUUUAUUGAAAACGGACACCCUCCUGGCAGAAAUCUGGGGCUUUGACCGUGAAAAGGUGGAGGAAUAUGUUGGCUAUUUUUUCCGCCAGCAUUCCCUCAAGGAGAAAGCAAUCGCUCACCUGAAAAGCAAUGGCAAACUCCUGAGCAUGUGUUAUAUCCCCGCCUUGUGUAACAUCGUCUGCAUUUGCCUGGAGUAUCUGCUCCUCCACGAUGCAGGGAGAGUCCAGCUCCCUCAAACCAUGACCCAGUUCUACAUCAAGAUGCUCCUCACCUUCAUAGGCAAGGAUCAGAAGCUGAGGACUUUGAGCGAAGAAGUUGACUUGAGUCAACACGAAGCGACUCUCGUAGGCCUCUCUGAGUUGGCCUUCAAGGGCCUGGAAGGAAAUAAGAUGUUGUUUUAUGCUGGUGAGGUCCCAGAAGACGUGAAGGAUUUUGCUUGCCUGUAUGGGCUCCUGGUGUCCUUUGAGGUAAAGACCAGCAAUGGACACACACAGGUUGGCUACACUUUUGUCCACUUCAGCCUGCAAGAGUUCUUUGCAGCCCUCUUCCUGCUGACAAGCAAAACAGUUGAUGGCAACUUCCUGAAGCAGAAGUUCUUCCUGAGGUCCAAGUGGAUGAUGAAGAGGGAAGCAAGGGUGCCCUUCACAGAGAACUGCCAUGUCUUCCUGUCUGGCCUCUCCUCCCAAGGGUGCCAGAAGUUCCUCAGCUCUUUAGCCGGGCAUUGCGAGGACCAGGUCCAGGAGCGUCAGGACAUCAUUGUGCAGAUGCUGAAGAAACUGGGGGAUGCUUCUCUCACAGGACCUAGGAUAGCUGAGCUGUGCCACUGUGUGCACGAGACACAAGACCAGGAACUGGCCCGGCAUGUCGGGAAGCAGCUAAACUUCAGGUAUCAGUUCAGAAACUUCCGGCUGAUGCCGCUGGACAUGGCUGUCCUGGCUUUUGUCAUCAGCAGCUGCCACCCUCACUUGGUAUGCCUGGACUUUGUGGGAUGCCCCAUGGAAGUGGACUAUCUGGAUGUCUUUGGCAGCUGUGAAAAUAUAAAGAGCCUGAGCUUUAAGAGCAGGAGAUGUGGGAAUGAGUUUGCUGCUGUCCUGUCCAAGACCCUGCCGAAGAUCAAAUGCCUGACAACUUUCCAGCUAGCCGGUGGAAAUAUUUCAACCCCAGGACUUGAAGAUCUGAUACGAGCUUUUCCAAACUGCCAUCAGCUGGAAGACAUAAACUUGCAGGACAACAGACUGAAGGGGCAGGAAAUGAUCAAGACUACAGAAAUAUUUUCCACUGUGGCGAAGCUCAAAAAGCUGGACUUAAGCUACAACGAGCUUUUAGUGAGCACCGUCCUUGCUUUUUCCAGAGCUGCUGCCGGUUGUCCAAAUGUGACCGAGCUCCAUAUCAGGAAGGAUGUUUUGACAGUCUCCUUCACCAGCCAAUCCAGUAAAAGUCAGAGGUUGAAAAAAGAGGGAAUAAAAGAAGAGGAAGAUGUUCCUAAGCCUAGCACUUUAAUAUUACGAUUGCAGGAUUGCCAGUUCAAUUCCCAGUGGGCAGAGGAGCUGGCUGAGGUUCUCCAGAGCUGUUCCCACCUUUCCGAAGUUGAUUUGUCAGGUAACCAACUCGGUGAUGAAGGAUGCAGCAAGCUGAUGAAGAUGGUGCCCAGAAUGUGCAUUUCUGGCCCUUUGAAUUUAAACAACAACCAGCUGUCUCUGAAGAGCAUCUUUUGUCUCCUGAAUUCAAUGAGUCUUUGUCCAAAUAUAGUGAAGCUUAAAGCCAGUGUUCAUCACGAAACUGCAAUCUUGACCCUCAUUGGCAAAGACAUUGCUGGCGGUGCUCAGCCCAGGAGUUCCUCAUUUAUCACUGCGCUGUCAAGCACAGGUGGACAUCUCUUGGGGGCAACAGCAAGGAAAAUAUGCUUGACGGACAAUAAUUUUCAAAAUGGAGAUCUGAAGAACUUGUGCUUGGCCUUGAGGAGGUGUACUGGUGUAACUGAAUUAGACUUGUCCAAAAAUUCUCUGGGCGACCCAGGUGUCUUGAAGGUGGCUGAGCUCCUUCCUCAUCUGAACGAAUUACGUUCUUUAACGCUGGAUCAUAACAACAUGUCUAUGGACGGGGCCUUUUGCUUGGUGCAAUGCUUUGCUGACUUGGAACAUAUGACCUCCAUGGAGCUAUGUUUGGGAAGCACCCAGAAAAUUCUCUUAACAUUUGGGGAAAGAAUGAGUCCCCAAAUGCUCAGUGUGACUAGUGAGCAUCAAAGGGAGCUGCUGGAUUCGGUACCUAACUCAAUCCAUGACCGCUGCUUUUGUCUCAAGGAAUGUAUGAUGGACCUAAAGGAUGUUGACCGAUUGUUUAAACGUCUAAGUACAUGUUCCGGACUGACCAAGAUCAACUUGUCCGGCAACUCACUGAAUGAUCAAAGUGUUGAACGACUUCUGAAAUUCCUGCCCUACCUCAACAGUGUGGAGCUCUUAAGCAUAACAGAGAGCAAGUUUUCAUCACAUUGUGUUUGCUUGCUGGCCAACUCAGUAAACCAAUGUAAGAGAAUCUGCAGAGUGGAAGUCAGAUCAAGUGAAAAUGCUUUCCUGCAUUUUGUGAAAAGUAAAGAAAGCCAAGAAAUAUGCUGCAGACUAACUGAUUGUGGCAUCGGCAAGUGCGAGAUCACAGAGCUGUGUCCCAUCUUCAAGAAGUGUGACCGUCUUGCAGAACUGGACCUUUCUGGAAACCAUCUUGGCAAUGAAGGAUUACGUUGCCUCUUAGAACAUUUGCCGAGGACCCACAUUCCCUGCCUGAUUAAAAUCAACCACAACGGGGUCUCGCAAGAUGGCAUUCUCCAUCUCGCUCAUGUCUUUGCCACGUGCCAAAAUGUGGCUGAAGUUCACGUGAGUUUGUGCUCUGAGGCAACACUGCUGAUCACCCUAGUGAGAGAAGAUAAACCUCAAAAGAUCCUGAGCAUGAAGCAGUGCUGUUUCCAAGCAAAACAUCUGGCGCUGCUGUCCACUUCUCUGAGCAAGUGCCUUGCUCUGAGCAACUUCACGUCAGCUAAUAAUGGCAUGAUGCUCAGCAGUGCAGAAGAUCUACUCAGGGCCUUAAGGAAAUCAAAGGGCAUGCUAAGAAUAGGCAUCGAAGAGCCUUGGGUGAAAGAUGAAAGCAUCAUUAUCCUUCUGAAGUUGGCUGCAGAAGUCCAGGGAAACAUCACAGCCAUCACGCUAAGGAGAGACCAGGCCCUCUUCGUAGUGGAACAGGAAUUUCCUCGUCAGGAGGAGAAAGUGGAGUCUGUGGUCAGCCGGUUGCAUCAGUGUGAACUGGAAGCCAAAGGAGUCUGCUUUCUGCCGAAGCUCAUUGAGAAAUGUAGACAACUCUGGGCGUUAAACUGGUCUCAGGUACAGUUCACUAAUGCUGAAGCAGAAACCAUCUCUGACACACUGCCACAUUUUCCAUCACUGAAGAAACUUGGGUUAACCUGUUGCAGUUUCCUUCCCCCCGGAAUGGAGCACCUGGCUGAAGCAUUGCAUCAAUGCCACACUAUUGAAGACAUUGACUUUUCCAAAAGUGAAGUUGGCAUGGAUAUCAGUGCUCUGAUGAACGCUCUGGAGGGAAAACUUCACCUGAAGAGCAUAAACCUUGGCUCUCUGAAUCUCAGCAACGCAGAUAUCCUCAAUCUGACCUCCAGACUCUCAGCAAUGCCUCUCCUGAAAAGACUUAGUUUGAACAAAAACCGCCUUGGUGGUGAGUCCUGUUCACACCUUGCACAAGUUUUGAAGAAUGCCGUUCACAUGGAAAAAAUUGAUUUGAGCCACAACAAGAUUGAUGAUGCUGGCAUGAAAGAAAUCGCUAUGGCCAUUCCAGAAAUGCAGAGCGUGAAGCAAAUUGACCUCUCUAACAACAGCAUUGGCUCUGCCGGUGGACAGUGUUUCGUGGAGGCUCUGGAGCACAGCGAGAACCUGGAGGUGCUCAAACUAUCUGGGAACAAUAUUGGAAAUGAGACGCUGGAGAAACUGGCUCCAGUUCUGCCCAACUUGCACUGCCUGAAGGUCCUUCACCUGGCAUCCUGUGGCUUUGACUCAGAGGGAGUGGUUUGUUUGGCCAGAGUCCUCUUCCAUUGUCCACAAAUAGAGGAAAUAAGUUUGUCCGAAAACAGCAUUGGGCACAAGGGUGCCAUGGCACUCGCAGAACACCUGCCGCAGCCCUCUUCACAACUCAGGAAGAUUGAACUGAAGGUCUGCGGCCUCAGCGACUGCACUUUUAGGAGUCUUGCCCUUGGUGUCAGCCAGUGUCCCCUUCUGGAAGAGAUUAUCCUGUCCUGGAACAAACUUGGUGAUGAAAGUGCUUUGGAGCUGGCCAAGGUUCUCUCUCGGAUGGCAAAGUUGAAAGUAUUGGAUCUGGACAACAACUACAUCACUGCUUGUGGUGCCAGAAGGCUCACAAAGGAACUUGCACAGUGUCGAGGAAUCCAGAUAAUACGUCUGUGGCACAAUCAGAUACCGAGCGAUGUUGAACAAAAGCUGAGGAAGGAAGAGCCACGGCUGCAUUUUGCCUUCUUUUGAUGAACCAGCAGGAAGGGAAUCUGGCUCCUGCCAAGCAUGGUUUUGCUGCUGGCCAAGGAAAAGAAGGAAACUCAGCAGGAUUCUGGGCUAGCACAUAGGUACUGCAACUUCUAAAGAAAAACAGAAACUGCAUGAUUAUACUUCAUCCUUGUGGCCAGAAAUGAGCAGCUGCUCCUUCUUCCUCUGCUUCUUCGGUGACCACUCGUAGCCGAGUAAGAUUGUCUUCCAUGAACACGGUCUCAACAGUGAGUCCGUAAGUGACUGUGGAGGCCAAUUCUGGAUCCCCACGUCCUUUCACAGUGGGGACAUAGGUUUCCGGGCAGGAGUUGGUCAUGGUGAGGGUUUGCCGAAUGUAAGCAACAGCUUACAAAAGAGUAGAGCUCUCACUUGGAAAAGCAGGAUCUUUGCUUGGCCUGAUUGAUGGGAGCAUCUUGCAAGAAAUCCCAAAAUUUUCAUCUGUGGCAAGGCUGAGUCUGGGCUAUGCUUGUUUGGCACUGAAAAUACCACCGUCUUCCAUCAAGGUGAAUGCUGAUUAAGAAAAACUGGCUCCUGCAACAUGUAUUGUGGACUCUUGUUUGGUUUUGCUUUAUUUAUUUCACUGAUUUUUAUUUGGCUUGCAUGGAAGAAAGCUGUGGGGGGGGGCAGACUGCCCCUUCAGCUAACCUUCUGACUUUGGAGACUUCACCAGAAUGAACCCAGUUUGAUGACUGCUGUCACAAACAUAAGGACUAGAAACUUGCAUGGCAUUUCAAAAAUGAAAAUAAAAGCAGAUAUCGCCAGGAAACUGGAUUCUGUGCCUAAUAUCACCUUUUACACUUUUCCUGCACGUAUGUAGAAUUCCAUGCCUUCUUAGUUUUCAGGACGAAUAGGGAAGAAAUUCAGUUCUCUGCAUUUUGCAAUGCAGUUCUCCAGCCAAGCAAGUUGUACGGAAAUGAAUAUGAUUAGGGUAAAGUGUGCAAGGAAAUGCAUAAAUCGGUGAGAAUGCAUUUUUGCUUUGCAAAAUUGUGUAUGAACAUGUAUGUUAGGGAGAAACUGUUGAUGAGUUUUCAUGAAGUCUUUAAAAAAAAAAAUCAAAUGGAUUUAGAAAUGUGGAGAACCAAAUUUAAUACUGGAAAACUGAGGGAAGCCAGAAUUGACAGUUUUCACAAAUCACAACCAUGACCAUUCAUUACUGCG
Zootoca vivipara (common lizard) is the source of this 9104-nucleotide messenger RNA. NCBI's taxonomy places the organism in Eukaryota, Metazoa, Chordata, Lepidosauria, Squamata, Lacertidae. The record is from RefSeq and is a predicted model, not a curated record.